This is a messenger RNA of Opisthorchis viverrini, 630 nucleotides long. RefSeq lists its product as hypothetical. The transcript is spliced from 4 exons. Bases 1 to 630 code for a protein of 209 amino acids. The record is from RefSeq and is a predicted model, not a curated record. NCBI's taxonomy places the organism in Eukaryota, Metazoa, Platyhelminthes, Trematoda, Opisthorchiida, Opisthorchiidae.
AUGGCUGUAGUAGUACCGUUCCGGUGCCCAGCUGCCAUGCCACUCAAAGGAAGCGCGAGAGCUGGGAUACUGCCAGGUUGCCCAAGCCUAGACAGGGAAAGUCGAGCGCCAAAGAUCGGGUUCGAAACACGGACCUUCCGGUCACUUAUCAAACUGGAAGAUGGGACUCUGAAACUGUUCGCUGAAAGAGGACGUGUUCUCGAAACACAAAUCAGCUACAGGAUGGCGACAAAGAGGACGUCAGAACAAUCAGACCGCCGUCCUCUGUGUCAGGAUAUCAAGCUGCGUUUCCUACCUUUUAAUCGUUGUGGCAGCGUUGUGACGCCUGUUUUGGGAUUCCGCGGCCCAAUGCAAAAGAAGGCGUACAACAUGCCAGAUCAAUUGUGUUUCAUUCAGUUGCUGGCGGACAACGCUCAGGAUUCUCCAAACUACGCCACAGACUCCGGCGGGUUCCACUACAUGGAAAUCCGCAUGCUUGACUAUUGUGAUAUCUACCAGUUGGUGUUCCCGUUUCUCAACUCCCAGUGCCCAACCGCUUAUCGCAAGGACGUCUGGAUUCGUGUAAGCGUCAUCAACGAUAAAAAACUCAUUUUGUGCAAAAGUUUACUCCAUUCGGACGUGAAACCUUAA